CGGCGCAGCUCUGCCGGAGCAAUGCGCCGCGCCCUGCUGCCUUUUUUAGAGGCGACAAGAUCGUUAUUUUAAUGAAACAAACGAUGUUUAAUGUAGCAACCAGACAGGUGGUGUGUUGUGAGUUAGCGGAGUCCACGGUCCGCCAGUCACUCAGUCAGUCCGACCGACAGUCAGUCAAUGCACGAUGAGUCUGAACGUCCCCGGACUAGUAGUGAUGGUGCUCUUCUACCUGAUGGUGCUGGCAACCGGCGUCUGGGCCUCCAUGAAGUCCAAGCGGGCGCAGAAGGACAGCCAGGCUGACCGGACAGAGAUGACUCUGCUGGGAAACAGAGGGAUUAGCCUGGUGGUGGGAGUCUUCUCCAUGACAGCUACAUUUGUUGGAGGAGGCUUCAUCAUUGGUCUGACAGAGGCGGUGUAUAUGCCAACUUUAGGACUAACCUGGGCUGUCAUGCCAGUAACAGCAGCCCUGUCUUUCAUUGUGGGUGGGCUUUUCUUCGCCAAGAAGAUGAGAGACAGAAAAUAUGUGACAAUGAUGGACCCGUUCCAGAUCAAGUAUGGAAACUUUGUCAGUGGAGUUCUAUCUGUGGCACUGCUGAUAUCUGAUAUAAUAUGGGUAACAGGAACUCUUAUUGGCUUAGGUGCAACUAUGAGUGUGAUCCUGGAUAUGUCCUAUCCUCUUUGCAUUUGGAUCUCUGCAGCAGUAGCCAUCAUCUACACACUGUUGGGGGGUCUCUACUCUGUGGCCUACACAGACAUAAUACAGCUAACUCUCAUAUUCUUCAGUUUGUGGCUCUCUGUCCCUUUCAUCUUGAUGAACCCCUAUUCGGUUGAUAUCACCAAGACCGCUUUCAACUUUACCUAUCAGGCACCCUGGAUGGGCACAGUGGAAAAAGAAAGAGCGUGGAGGUGGAUUGAUAAUUUCUUAAUAUUGGCUUUAGGUAACUUGGGGUAUCAGGACUUCCACCAGAGGACGCUGUCAGCUUCCUCAUCAGCCACAGCCAGGAUCACCUGCUUCAUUGCAGCACCCCUCAUCUUCAUACUUGGAAUCCCUUCUGUGUUGAUUGGAGCAGUCGCGGCAUCAACAAACUGGAACAUGACCUUAUAUGGCUCCCAGUCCCCAUACGAGCGAGGAGAGGCCGGUCAGGUUCUGCCCAUUGCUCUGCAGCACCUCACUCCAAACUACAUCUCCAUUAUUGGUAUUGGAGCUAUAGCUGCCGCCGUGAUGUCAUCAACAGACUCAGCUUUAUUGUCAGCUGCUUCCAUCUUCACGUCCAACAUCUAUAAGAACAUCCUGAGAACCAAGGCAUCAGAUAAGGAGCUUCUGUGGGUGAUCCGUGUCACUGUGGUGCUGGUGGGUUUGGCUGGCACAUCGCUCACCUUCCUACACAACAGCAUCAUGGUUUUCUGGAUCCUGGGCUCAGGCAUAACUUACGCCAUCAUGUUCCCUCAACUCAUCUGCGUCCUCUUCUUGAACAUCUCCAAUGGCUACGGCUCCAUCAUGGGCUUACUAGUUGGGGUAUUGUUGAGAGUGCUGAGUGGUGAGCCUUCUAUUGGGUUGCCAGUUGUUCUUCACUUCCCAGGUUGCACUCUUGAAGAUGGCGUGUAUAUCCAGCACGCUCCUGUUAUGACUAUCUGCAUGUUGUCCACCAUCUUUGCCACUUUGUUAUUCUCCUACCUGGCUUCACUGCUCUUCAACAAAGGACUCAUUUCUGAGAGAUGGGAUAUAUUCAAAGUGAAAACCCACAAACUGCCACCAAAACUAACGUUAAUGAGCAAUCGCACCACCAAAGCAGAUGAGGACAAACCUGAAGGUCAAAAUGAGACUGAAUUAAUGUUGACUACAAAUCAGCAGGACUGAAAGAGAAAUGAUUGAAAAUGUGUGAGAGAGUGCAAACAUUUUUGUUUGGGCCUAUGUAACCGUGUUUCUAUUUUUAUACCAAAUACUUAAUCUUUGUGAAAUUAUAAUCUUGGCCACAGGAUGGUGUAUGAAUUCAUCACUUGCAACAAGUGCAUGUGUUAGUGAAUUUGUAAUAAUUACAUUAGUGGGGGUUUUUUGUUUUGGUUUUUUUUCAAUUUUUUUUUCAAAUUCAAAUUUUUUGUGGGGUUUGAUUAACAAAGCCUGUUGACUUUUGUUAAGGGGACAACACAAUAAUGUCAUUUAAUGGUAAAGUAUCAAACAAUAAAUAAAAACCCAUAUAAAC
Messenger RNA from Toxotes jaculatrix (banded archerfish), 2201 nucleotides. RefSeq names its product high-affinity choline transporter 1-like. The record is from RefSeq and is a predicted model, not a curated record. Gene Ontology annotation, molecular function: choline:sodium symporter activity. The transcript is spliced from 9 exons. Gene Ontology annotation, cellular component: plasma membrane. NCBI's taxonomy places the organism in Eukaryota, Metazoa, Chordata, Actinopteri, Toxotidae. The coding region runs from base 185 to 1858 and encodes 557 amino acids. Gene Ontology annotation, biological process: acetylcholine biosynthetic process; choline transport; transmembrane transport.